Glycine soja is the source of this 2919-nucleotide messenger RNA. Its product is annotated as pentatricopeptide repeat-containing protein At2g18940, chloroplastic-like. Gene Ontology annotation, molecular function: protein binding. The coding region runs from base 216 to 2708 and encodes 830 amino acids. The record is from RefSeq and is a predicted model, not a curated record. The transcript has a single exon. Lineage: Eukaryota; Viridiplantae; Streptophyta; Magnoliopsida; Fabales; Fabaceae.
UCACUACUUUCACUGCUGGUCAAUGGGUCAUCCUCUCUAUCUGUUUUGUCUCCACACAUUCCAUUCCCUUUCCCUUUUUGGUUCACUCAACCAACCAACCAACCCUUCCUCAAUCCAAUUGCUUUCAAUCUCAUCCUUAUGUUCACACCCUGAACCCAUCAUAAACCUCUCUUCUUCUUCUUCUUCUUCUGUUGCCAUUGCACUUGCUUGUGGCAAUGGAGGGUACCCUUUUCCCCAAUAGGCCAGUCUUACCUGUUCCUUCACACAAACCAACACAACCACCUUUGAAAUUCAAGCCAACUUUUUUACCUCCACAAUCUCCACCACCAUCACCACCUCCUUCUUUUCAGUUAGAUUCCCUUCUCCAACACCUUCAGCAUCUCUCUUCAGUUCCAAUCACCACUCACACCCUCACAAUUGUGCCUCCUUCUCUUGACAACACAAAAAAUUUUAACAAGUCAGUUAAUUCAAAGCACCCCACUUUAGGUUCUGACCCCAUCAUUGAUGAGGACCAGUUUGAUGAUGCAAAGUUUCGAUUUUUAUCUGACAAGGGUAAGUUGCUGCUCAAUUCAGUUGUUGGAUCACCUUUGCAUGAACUGAAUGACUUUUUCAACUCUGUUAAGUUUGAGUUGCUUGAGGCUGAUUUUCCCAGCUUGUUGAAGGCUUUGGACCUUUCUGGGAACUGGGAAAGGGCACUCUUGCUGUUUGAAUGGGGUUGGUUGCAUUUUGGGAGUGAUCAGAAUUUGAGGUUGGACAACCAGGUAGUUGAAUUGAUGGUUAGGAUACUGGGGAGGGAGUCACAACAUUCAAUUGCAUCCAAGUUGUUUGAUUUAAUUCCUGUCGAAAAAUACUCCCUUGAUGUCCGGGCUUACACAACCAUUCUCCAUGCGUAUGCUCGCUCCGGGAAGUAUAAACGGGCUAUUGACUUGUUUGAUAAGAUGGAGGGGAUUGGUCUUGAUCCAACUUUGGUCACUUACAAUGUUAUGCUUGAUGUUUACGGCAAGAUGGGUCGAUCUUGGGGUAGAAUCUUGGAGUUGUUGGAUGAGAUGAGAAGUAAAGGGCUUGAAUUUGAUGAGUUUACUUGCAGCACUGUGAUUUCUGCUUGUGGGAGAGAGGGUAUGCUGGAUGAAGCAAGGAAGUUUUUGGCUGAAUUGAAAUUGAAUGGCUAUAAACCAGGAACCGUUAUGUAUAAUUCUAUGCUGCAGGUUUUUGGAAAGGCUGGAAUUUACACCGAGGCCUUGAGCAUCUUGAAAGAAAUGGAGGAUAAUAAUUGCCCUCCUGAUUCUAUUACUUACAAUGAGCUCGCGGCAACUUAUGUAAGGGCUGGGUUUCUCGACGAAGGGAUGGCUGUCAUAGAUACAAUGACAAGCAAAGGGGUUAUGCCAAAUGCAAUUACUUAUACCACUGUAAUCGAUGCCUAUGGUAAGGCAGGAAGGGAGGAUGACGCAUUAAGGUUGUUCAGCAAGAUGAAGGACUUGGGUUGUGCUCCCAAUGUAUACACUUACAACUCUGUUCUUGCCAUGCUAGGCAAGAAGUCAAGAACGGAAGAUGUUAUUAAGGUUCUCUGUGAGAUGAAAUUGAAUGGAUGUGCUCCUAAUCGCGCUACGUGGAACACCAUGCUUGCUGUAUGUAGUGAGGAGGGUAAGCACAAUUAUGUUAACAAGGUCUUGAGGGAAAUGAAAAACUGUGGAUUUGAGCCUGACAAAGACACAUUCAAUACAUUGAUUAGUUCAUAUGCUCGGUGCGGAUCUGAAGUUGAUUCUGCAAAAAUGUAUGGGGAAAUGGUUAAAUCAGGCUUUACUCCAUGUGUAACAACUUAUAAUGCUCUUCUAAAUGCCCUGGCUCAUCGAGGUGAUUGGAAAGCAGCAGAAUCUGUCAUUCAGGACAUGCAGACCAAGGGCUUUAAGCCCAACGAAACUUCGUACUCACUGUUGCUCCAUUGUUAUUCCAAGGCUGGGAAUGUCAGGGGGAUAGAGAAGGUUGAGAAAGAAAUUUAUGAUGGUCAGGUCUUUCCUAGCUGGAUACUUUUGAGAACCCUUGUCCUAUCAAACCACAAGUGCAGACACCUUAGGGGAAUGGAAAGGGCAUUUGAUCAACUUCAAAAGUAUGGAUACAAACCGGAUUUGGUUGUCAUUAAUUCCAUGCUUUCGAUGUUUUCCCGAAACAAGAUGUUUUCGAAGGCCCGUGAAAUGCUGCAUUUCAUUCACGAAUGUGGAUUGCAGCCAAAUCUUUUCACCUACAAUUGCUUGAUGGAUCUGUAUGUCCGAGAGGAUGAGUGUUGGAAAGCAGAAGAAGUGCUCAAGGGAAUUCAAAACUCCGUACCGGAGCCAGAUGUUGUGUCUUACAAUACUGUUAUCAAGGGAUUCUGCAGAAAAGGGCUCAUGCAGGAAGCUAUUAGAGUUCUCUCAGAAAUGACCACUAAGGGGAUUCAACCAACUAUAGUUACAUACAAUACUUUCUUGUCAGGCUAUGCAGGGAUGGAGUUGUUUGAUGAAGCAAAUGAAGUCAUUAGAUUUAUGAUUGAGCACAAUUGCAGGCCAAGUGAACUAACUUACAAGAUUCUAGUUGAUGGUUAUUGUAAAGCAGGGAAGCAUGAAGAAGCCAUGGACUUUGUGACUAAGAUUAAGGAGAUUGAUAUCUCUUUUGAUGAUAAAUCUGUGAAAAGACUAGGUUCUUGUAUUAGGGAGAAAGUGGGAUCUACUUUGUGAUGUAUCCUCUUUUGUUUCCUCUUUUCUCCAUUUUUUUUUUAUAUAUAAUACCUAUGCUAAAUGCAAUUCCAUCAUUUGUUGCAAUUCUUUAGCAUGGAUCAAAUCUAGUCCUUUGGAAAGUCCAUUUGUACUAUAGUUCUGUAAGUUAAUAACUGCACCUCCAAUCCAUAAAAAGUUAGAAAUAUAUUGAAUUAACCUACUGGUGAAUAUC